UGAACACCGGUGUUCCAUGCGAUCUCAUUUCCUUUCACCUUGUUUUAGGAUCUGAAGAUCUUAUUUAAAUAUUUACUUCUUUUUAAAUAAUUACAGUCCAGAAAUAUAGUUUUAGACACUUGCUGUACACAGGAUUUUAUGAAUGGUUGUGACUUGGGGUGCGGGGAGAAGGUUAUGGAUAAGGGAGGAAUGUAAGAGCCAAUUUUUACAACUUCUACCCUCAGAAUCUUUAAGUAGCCUAGUUGAGAUACAACACCUAUUUCAUGAAAAUUACCAUUUAUAUAGCAAACUGCUUACUCAGCUUAAAAAGCUGACUAGCUGUAAUUCUGUCUGCCUUUGUCACUUGCUUUUGUGUUUGAACCUGGGUGUUCUGAUUUGAACGUUUGCUUCAAACAAAACAGUGAAACCAUCCUCGGUGGGUCUUUUCGUUUUCCCUGUCCUGCCUUUCUCCGGACUCUCUUCAUUUUCUUUCUGUAUCCUGUUGUAAGACUGUCAUUUUCCUCUCUGAGUUCCUAAAGGAUAUUUCACUAUAAACAAACAGUAAACAUUUGUCAGCAACAAGUAAAAGGUGCUUGUCAAUACUGAUGGACUGGGAGCUAUACAAAAUCAAACAAGACCAUGUCCGCGAUUUUUUAUGCCAUAGAUGUACUCUUGCAUAGACAAGAGGUGUGGAAGACAGAAUUGAAAGAGGCAGUGAUCAGAAUAAUGUUGCCUUCAACAAUAAACUCUAAACCGUGGUCUUCUAACAGGAGCGCUCCUGACUAGAUGGUGGUGUGUGGUUAAAGAGGUGGGGCUUAGGAAGUAAAUGGGGUAACAAUCCAUCCCCUAAACAGUAUAUGUUAAAUUUCUGGUGUAGGGCACCUGCUUAGGAUUCAUUCCUUUUUCUUUCCUCCUUUUAAAAAUAACUGCUUUAUUCAGAUAUAAUUCUCAUGCCAUGCGACUCACUCUUUUAAAGGGCACAAUUCAGUGGGUUUUUUUUAGUAUAUUUACAGAGCUGUACAGCCGUCACUCCAAUCAAUGUUAGAACCGUUUCACCACUCCAGAAGAAAGCCCCAUACCCAGUGGCAGUCACCUCCCCAAGCCCUUUUGUCCUAUCCCCUGGCAACCACAAAUCUACUUUCUGUCUCUAGAUUUGUCUAUUCUCGAUAUUUCACAGAAUUGGAAUCAUGCAAUAUGUCAUUUGUUAUAACUAGCUUCUUUCACUUAAAAUAACGUCUUCAAGAUUCAUUUGUGUUGUGGUAUGUAUCGCCACUUCAUUUCUUUUGAAUGCCAAGUAAUACCCUAUUGGGUAUGCCACAUUGUUUUUUUAAUCUAGUCAUCAGUUCAUGGAUUUCCCUUUGUUUUGGAUAAUAAACUUCCACUAAUUUGCUGGUUUCAUACUUCUUAAAGCCGUGAAAAGCUUAUUUAUGUCUAAAUAAAACCCUUUAUGACUGCACUGAGUGGCAGACAGGGUCUCCGAGGUGCCUUUGGCAAAUUUAGGGUUGUUCGGAAGCAGCUAAAACACUUUGACAAGUUUUCUGUUCUAUCAGAGCCAGUUGCGUUGAAGACAUUUAUAUCCUCUAGCGUCUUGUCUGUUAAAAAACAAGAAAAAGAUCCUGAGUCCCAGAUCUUGCUCCAGCUUUCGUCCACUUUGUGGACGAAACUGAUCUUUAAAAUUGUCUUCCCUUGUUGCCUCUACUUCUGCACUUUCCAUUUGUUCCUCUGCCUCUUUUCUUGUCAGGGUCACUCAUGGCUUCCAUGUGCCAAGACCAGGAGACACGUCUCUGCUCUCAACCUAACUGGCUGUCUGUGGCACUCAGCGCCCCUCCUUGCAGCUCCAGCUGCUGCUGAUUCCCCGCCAGGACCUCCCCUCCCUGCUGCCCUCCUCCUGUGCUGGCUCCUCCCCUCUCUCCUGUGCUGGCUCCUCCCCUCUCUCCUGUGCUGGCUCCUCCCCUCUCCGCUCCUAAGUGUUGGCACCCCUUGGCUUUGGUUUGUAAGUUGUUCUGAAAGAGUCCUUCCCUCUCUUCAUUCACAGUUGUAGGACUCAUAACAGAUUAAAGCAAGUUCCAUUGGAGUUUUUCUCCUUAGCACUGUAUUAGUCUUGUUUUAGCUUGCCCGUAUGUCAACACAGUAAAUUCUAGUUCUUGUCAAAUGUUGGUGAUUCAGACUGUUCACCAGUCCCUCUGAUGUGAGAUUUCGCUGUGUGUACACUGCCGGCUCUGAGAGACUGCGCUGUGCCGUGGUGUUCCUUCCUCCUGUCCCCUCUCUGGCAUGGCCACGUGAAUGGCUUCCCACGAGAAUCAGUGUGCCUUCCUGUUUUCAAGAAAUGAGGCAACAUGAUGUGCAGGAACUGAAUCGAAUUCUCUUUAGUGCUUUGGAAACUUCUUUAGUUGGGACCUCCGGCCAUGACCUCAUCAGUCGUCUGUAUCACGGAACCAUUGUUAACCAGAUUGUUUGUAAAGAAUGUAAGAAUGUCAGUGAAAAGCAGGAAGACUUCUUAGAUCUAACCGUAGCAGUCAGAAACGUGUCAGGUUUGGAAGAUGCGCUCUGGAACAUGUAUGUAGAAGAGGAAGUUUUUGACUGUGACAAUUUGUACCACUGUGGGACUUGUGACAGGCUGGUGAAAGCUGCAAAGUCGGCCAAAUUACGUAAGCUGCCUCCCUUUCUUACUGUUUCAUUAUUAAGAUUUAAUUUUGAUUUUGUGAAGUGUGAACGAUACAAGGAAACUAGCUGUUAUACAUUCCCUCUCCGGAUCAAUCUCAAGCCUUUUUGUGAACAGGGUGAACUGGAUGACUUGGAAUAUAUGUAUGACCUCUUCUCGGUCAUCAUACACAAAGGGGGCUGCUAUGGAGGGCAUUAUCAUGCGUACAUUAAGGACGUCGACCACUUGGGAAACUGGCAAUUUCAAGAGGAAAAAAGUAAACCAGAUGUGAAUGCGAAAGAUCUUCAGAAUGAAGAAGAGAUUGAUAAUCCACUGAUGAUUCUAAAAGCAAUCUUAUUACAGGAGGAGAGUAAUCUAAUUCCUGUUGAUCAGCUCAGCCAGAACCUCGUGAAGAAGAUAGGGAUAUCUUGGAACAAGAAGUAUAGAAAACAAUACGGACCACUGCGAAAGUUCUUACAGCUUCAUUCUCAGAUAUUUCUGCUCAGUUCAGAUGGAAGUACAGUUAGCCUACUGAAGAACUGUCCUCUGCAGGCUGAGCCCAGAUUCCAAAGGAAUGAUCCGCAAGCAUUCAAGACACUUACCUCAGAACCCCCAGCAUUAAAUGACAGGGCCUCCUGUCCCCACUGGUUUGAUAUAAAUGAUUCCAAAGUCCAGCCCAUCAAGGAAAAGGAUAUUGAACAGCAAUUUCAGGGCAAAGAAAGUGCCUACAUGUUGUUCUAUCGGAAAUCCCAGUUGCAGAGACCUCCUGAAGCUCGAGCUAAUCCAAGAUACAGGGUUCCAUGCCAUUUGCUAAAUGAAAUGGAUGCAGCCAACAUUGAACUACAAAGAAAAAGGGCAGAAUAUGAUUCUACAAACAAUAAUUUUGAAUUGCAUCUCCACGUGGGCCCUCAUUACCAUUUCUUCAAUGGGGCUUUGCACCCAGUCUCUCAGACAGAAAGUGUGUGGGAUUUAACCUUUGAUAAAAGAAAAACUUUAGGAGAUCUUCGACAAUCUAUAUUUCAGCUGUUAGACUUUUGGGAAGGAGACAUGGUUCUUAGUAUUGCAAAGUGUUUACCUGCGGGACUUCACGUCUACCAGACACUUGAUGGAGAUGACCUGACACUGUGUGAAAUUGAAAUUGCUGAUGAGGAAGACAUCUUUGUAUGGAAUGGAGUGGAGGUUGGUGGAAUCCAGAUUCCAACUGGUAGUGACUGUGAACCUCUGCUUUUAAAUGUUCUUCGUCUAGCAACAAGCGGCGACGGCGAAAAGUGUCAGCAGCUGACAGAGUCUCCACAGGUCUUUCCAUCUAACGCAGAAGUAGGCUCUGUCUUCCCAGCCUUAGCAAUUCCAGCAGGUGUCAUCUGCAUCAGCAGCGCUGAAGGUACGGAUGAUGAGGGCUGGACCGCCAUUCCCCCGGAAGACUGGAGGAAGACAUUCAGAGAGCAAGGCCUCAGAAACGGAAGCUCGGUUUGGAUUCAGGACUCCAGUCAUGAUAAUAACAGUUUGUUGACCAAACAAGGGGAAUGGAUCAGUAGUGUGAAUGAGACCGACUGGAUCCAAGUUAAAAAUUUAUGCCAAUUAGAAUCUGAAGAGGAGCAAGUUAAAAUACCAGCAACUGCUAACACAGUGGUGUUUGAUAUUCGAAUUAAAGCCAUAAAGGAAUUAAAAUUAAUGAAGGAACUAGCUGAGAACAGCUGUUUGAGGCCUAUCAACAGAGAUGGGAGGCUGCUUUGUCCAGUGCCAGACAGUUGUACUUUGAAAGAAGCAGAAUUGAAGACGGGGAGUUCGUUGGGACUCUGUCCUGGAAAAGCCCCAACUUCCUCUCAGCUGUUCCUGUUUUUUGCUGUGGGGAGUGACCUUCAGCCUGGGACAGAGAUGGAGACCAUAGUAGAAGAAACAACAACUGUCAGAGAUUGUUUAAAGAUAAUGCUGGAGAAAUCUGGCCUACCAGGAGACACGUGGCAUUUACGAAAAAUGGAUUGGUGCUAUGAGGCUGGGGAGCCUUUAUGUGAAGACGCAACUCUGAAAGAGCUUACGGUGUGCUCCGGAGAUACUUUGCUUUUAAUUGAAGGAAAACUUCCUCCUCCGGGCUUCCUGAAGGUGCCCAUCUGGUGGUACCAGCCUUGCGCUCCUGCGCGUCAGUGGAGGAGUCACCAGGACCAGAUGAACUGUCCCCCCUCUCAAGGUGGGGCCUGGGAAGCCACUGCCGCCCAAGGUGCUGCUGGCGACACACAUGCAGAAGUGCCCCUCCGCUACGCGGGAGACGUCGAAAUCUCAGAGGACGCCACCUUGAUGGAGCUGAAGUCUCAGGCCAUGACCUUGCCGUCCUUCUCAGAGUUUUCCAUCCCCUCCCCAGCCUUCCUCAGAGCCUGGACAGUGGAAAGCAAGCGCCCCGGCAGGCUUCUCCGAGUCAGCCAGCAGCAGCUCAGGGACUAUAAACUGGGAAGGAGAACUGAGAUCUGCUUAGAGCCCCUUCAGAAAGAAGAAAACUUAGGCCCCCAGGACGUGCUGCUGAGGACACAGAUGCGCCUCCCUGGCACGAGGGCGUACGGGCCGCCCGUGGACGUGGUGUGGGACACGGCCCGAGGCUGGACUGCCGCCUCCCUGAGGAGGCGCAUUGCUGACUUCUGGUGCCUUCCAGCUGAGAAGACUGAAAUUGCCAAAUAUUUCCCUGAGAAGUUUGAGUGGCUUCCAGUAGCGAGCUGGAGCCAGCAACUUACCAAGAGGAAAAAGAAGAAAAAGCAAGAUAAUUUGCAGGGGGCGCCUUAUUACUUGAAAGAUGGAGAUACUGUCGGCAUUAAGAACCUGCUGGUCGAAGAUGACGGUGAUUUCAGUACAGUCAGAGACGACGCUGGAAAAGAGAAACAGAAGCAGCUGGCCCUGGGAAGGAAGAGCAGCCAGGAAGCCCCUCGCGUGAGGAGCAGCGGCGCUGUCUCCGGUGCAGAGACGCCUGUCCGGCCCCCAAGACCAGAAGCUUCUCUCUCCAUCCACGUUGGGAGUUUCAGAUAGCACCAGCGGCCACCGCUGUCGCGUCCCCGUGGGCACAGCGCUGGCCGGUGCAGGUAGCGGGGCCUCUGCCGUCAGCCUCAGACCGGCAUGGGCCCACGCGGGCAGCCUUGUCGGCUGCCUCCUGCAGACUCGGACACCAAGGCCUCUGCUCUAUCACCGGCAGGUCCCGAGGAGGCCGGCACAGACCCAGCCAUGGCUCACAGGCGCCGGUCAGACACUGCCCUCACGCCACACUUGUCCCCAACCGCCAUGUUUAUAAGGAAAGUCACUAGUUUUGCAUUAACUGCAGGCAUGUGACAACCUGCCGCUUAAAAUGCGCUCUGUCUACACUGUUCAGGUGGCUUCCGGUCUCGGCAUUAACCGGGUCUGCCUGCUCAGUUCACUGAUGGUGGCCGGGCGCAUGCUGUGACGUAAGGAAAGGAGGGCGGUCUGCUUUCUGGUCCCCACAGCACGGCCCCACUUCGGUCUGAGUUGCACAAUUCUGAAGCGCUGGCUGUCUGCCCGGAAUGAGCAGGCGGACGGGACGUCCUCUGAAGCUCAGGACAGCUGCUGAGAAGGCUGGUGAGGGGUGGUCUGCAGUAGGUGUUCUCGCUGCGGGGGCAGCUGCUCCCGGGCAGGACAAAGGGUGACGGGGGACAAGCCUGGCACGGGCCGAGCUGAUCGCCCAAGCAGCCUCGAUUACAACGGAAAGAAAAAAAAGUCAACUAAGAUUGUUUUCCUCUUGGCUCAGCGUCGCAAACCAUCAGAAUUCAAAGAUUUCAUUGGCGUUUACCACAAGCGCAGGAGCACCGGACACUGGCCUGACCUGCUCUCGGCCUAACUCAGUGGAAGGCAGAAUUCCUGAGAAGACACAGUAAACCUUACCUUCCUCACCUGCCCUGAGGCUUUGAGACGACGCGCCCGCUAAGAACAGCCAGCGCUUGUGGUGCCGAGAGCAGAUGGGAAGCCCGGGGUCUCGGCCUGCCCGCAGCCCUGAGGAAACAAGGUGAAUGUCCGAGCCCCGCGCUGCCUGUCCCUGGAGCUGGACACGAGUGGUUGCCCUGCCUUCCCUCUGUCCCCCUUCCGCUCUGUCCCCGCCGCUGUCGGGGCCCUUGGCCUCUCCUGCCUGAGACCGGGGCUCAGGUCGUAGAGCAGCGUGCACAGAAGGAGCUGCACUCGGACUCAGCGCUGCUUUCAGGGUCUGAACACGAACCAUCACGGACACCUGCACACACGGUUCAGGCCGUGUCUUCAUGGGCACCUUCGCAUUGGGGACGACACCAAACCCAUAAGGACCGUGAGUGGCUGGGAGCCCAGCCCUCAGUAGAAGCAGCCUGUUCUUUUUAACUGACAUGUCUCCGCGCUGUGCCCCUUCGUUUCAUUAUAAGGUAAUAAAACAUCAGUGCGGUAGCCGGAAAGCUGUGCUUUUGAGAAGCCAGAGGCCUCACUGGACAUGACUCACUGACAUGGGCACAGGGGUGUGCCUUAAUGUCCACAGCCAGCGUCUGCCGGGGCCCGGGGACAGGGUGGGCUCCGCUGGUUUGCCCCUCCGUCCCCCUCCUCCUCCCCCUCCCCUUUUUCCAAGUCGGGGAUGGAAUGGGGCCACAGGGAGAGAGCUGUACAACUUCAUUAAAAAAUAAACGGUCUUCAGGCUGUGUCCUGUGCUCCUGUC
Messenger RNA from Hipposideros armiger (great roundleaf bat), 7280 nucleotides. RefSeq names its product ubiquitin specific peptidase 40 (gene USP40). The transcript has 29 exons. The record is from RefSeq and is a predicted model, not a curated record. Gene Ontology annotation, cellular component: nucleus; cytosol. NCBI's taxonomy places the organism in Eukaryota, Metazoa, Chordata, Mammalia, Chiroptera, Hipposideridae. Gene Ontology annotation, molecular function: cysteine-type deubiquitinase activity. Bases 2306 to 5629 code for a protein of 1107 amino acids. Gene Ontology annotation, biological process: protein deubiquitination.